Molecule: messenger RNA, 1798 nt
Organism: Homarus americanus (American lobster)
Lineage: Eukaryota; Metazoa; Arthropoda; Malacostraca; Decapoda; Nephropidae
Gene: Gpat4
Product: glycerol-3-phosphate acyltransferase 3-like
Exons: 9
Coding region: 54-1451 (465 amino acids)
Biological process (GO): triglyceride biosynthetic process
Cellular component (GO): endoplasmic reticulum
Molecular function (GO): glycerol-3-phosphate O-acyltransferase activity
Source: RefSeq, a predicted model, not a curated record
CGCCUGCCUCACUCUGUCGUCCGUCGGCCCGACAGUAUCUCAGUUGAGUCACAAUGGCGCUCAUUGACGCCUUGGUUACUGUAGCUCUCAGUGUUGUAUUACCACCCUUCUUAAUUGUUCUCGUGUCAGUGCUCGUUCUGGCCAGCUUAGGGAAAUCGCUAGGCCUCCGACAAAGAUAUGUGCAGUUCUUGUUGAAGGUGUUUGAGGAUGGCAACAGGAUUCUAGUUAAAAAGUUUGGUCGGCAACGGCUAGCUAAGGAUUAUGGCAGGCACAGUGAAGACACAGAUGAUGACGAUGACGAUCAGGAGUCUACACAGGUGAUAUGCCGAGAUAAACUUGUCCUCCGACCUCUGCUGGACAAAGACAAUAAUGAGAGGUUGGACACUCACGACUUUGAACUGGGUGAUUGUCUUGACUACAUUCACACUGGUAUGGAAGCCAUUGUGGAUGAUGAAGUUACUAAAAGGUUUUCUGCAGAGGAACUUACAUCAUGGAACUUUCUAACGCGAACCAACUGCCAGUAUGAAUUCAUCAGUGUACGAUUAACAAUCUUCUGGGUCGUCGGCUUUAUCCUGCGUUACUGUCUCCUUUUGCCUCUUCGUAUUCUCAUUUUACUCAUUGGGGUGGUGCAGAUGGUGUCGAUGACGUUAAUAGUUGGAUUGUUCCCUGAUGGUGCACUGAAGCGUCUGAUGAGCAAAUACUUAUUUCUUGUAUGUUUUCGAGUCAUAUCUCGUGGGUUUAGUGGUGUCAUUACCUACCACAACUGCCACAAUAAGCCACGAUCAGAUGGAAUAUGUGCUGCCAACCAUACAACUCCAGUUGAUUGUGUAGUGUUGGCAUGUGACAACUGCUACUCUUAUGUGGGCCAGAGGCAUGGGGGUUUCCUGGGAAUUUUCCAGCGAGCCUUAUCACGGGCAUCAGCUCACAUCUGGUUUGAGCGUUCAGAAUCCAAAGACCGGUUUGCUGUUGCCAGAAGAUUGAGAGAACAUGUUGAAGAUCCAGAUAAACUUCCCAUACUUAUAUUUCCUGAAGGUACAUGUAUCAACAACACAUCUGUUAUGCAGUUUAAGAAAGGAACAUUUGAAGUGGGAGGAGUCAUCUACCCUGUGGCCAUCAAGUAUGAUCCUAGGUUUGGGGAUGCAUUCUGGAACUCCUCUAAGGAGUCAAUGGUGAGCUAUAUUUAUAUGAUGAUGACUUCCUGGGCAAUUGUGUGUGAUGUUUGGUAUCUACCUCCAAUGACAAGAACAGAAGACGAAAGUUCAAUUGACUUUGCCAAUCGAGUAAAAGCUGAAAUUGCUCGUCAGGGAGGUCUUGUUGACCUAGUUUGGGAUGGUGGGUUGAAACGAUCAGCACCAAAGAAGGAAUGGAAGCAACAGUAUCAGCAGGAGUUUUCACGGCGCCUUAAAGUUCAAAAUGUAAACUCCGAGAAGAAAGAAGAAAAGACUGAAUGACUAGGGGAGAAUGAAGAGAAAAAGAAAGUUAAGUGAACAAAGUGAGAAAAAUAGUGUGUGGAUAAUACUACAUAAACAAAAGGCUUAUACAGUAAUGUUUAUGAACCACCAUGAUGUAUACUCCAGCAACUCCUCAUAAUGUUAGAGUUGCUGAAGCUUAUUGUUAGAACCCCUCCUAAGUGUGUCUGUCAAAUAUACUAUAAAAGGGAACUUGGUCUUAGAAAAAAAUGGGUUUGGUGAAUGUAGUAAUAUAAUUGUAAAAGUGAAUUCCUUUCAAAUCGUAUUGUAAAAAAAAAAAAAUACAAUAGAGAUUUUAUAGAAGAUGAAUUUGACAACUAUUAUACUGU